Messenger RNA from Pygocentrus nattereri (red-bellied piranha), 684 nucleotides. RefSeq lists its product as uncharacterized. Lineage: Eukaryota; Metazoa; Chordata; Actinopteri; Characiformes; Serrasalmidae. The transcript has 5 exons. The record is from RefSeq and is a predicted model, not a curated record. The annotation marks the transcript as partial.
AUGGAGAUCACAACAUCUUCCACUCUGGAAAUUACACAAGUUCCACAUCAGCAGAACACGAUAGCUCCAACUCGGGAGAUCACAGCAGUUCCACCUCAGCAGAUCACAGCAGUUCCACCUCAACAAAUCACAGCAGCUCCACCUCAGCAGAUCACAGCAGCUCCACCUCAGCAGAUCACAGCAGCUCCACCUCAGCAGAUCACGGCAGCUCCACCUCAGCAAAUCACAGCAGCUCCACCUCAGCAGAUCACAGCAGCUCCAACUUUAGUGGGGACUGUGCUGAUUUAUAUCCGCUUGGUGUUUAAGAACCUGACCACUCUACCCAGUGAGGCAGAGGUUCUUAAUGCUGCCAAUACUCUACUGGACUCAAGUGUCAGAAUGAAGCGAGAUGUCAGCACACAGAAACUGAAUAACCCAGUGAGCAUCCAGAACGUCACCUAUCAGAAAACGAGCAGCAACUCAUACACUAUCAGCUUCGCAUUCAAAAUCAGCAAUGUGAACAUGUCUAAAAACAUUGAACUGAGGAAUGAAACAUAUGAUGCAAUCCAAAACACCAUCAAUGGCCUACUGAACAAAAUCCUAAAUGACCCAAAUGCUCCACCAUUCGUCUUCCAACGAGCAAACUACACGGGUAACGACACUGUGAUUCAGGCUAAUGCAGAAUACAUCUUUGUGGAAGGAGAU